Porites lobata is the source of this 2217-nucleotide messenger RNA. The record is from the annotation of a GenBank genome assembly. Lineage: Eukaryota; Metazoa; Cnidaria; Anthozoa; Scleractinia; Poritidae.
GCUCCUUUAGAAAUAGAAGCACGUGGAGAAAAAGCACAGCUCGCUUAUCAAAGUGCUCUUAAAGAUGGAGCUGUUAACGUUUACCGUGGUCGAGUAUUGCUUAUUGGACAGGAUCGAGCCGGAAAAACAAGUUUGAAGAAGUCUCUCAUUGGUCUACCAUUUAAUUCAAAAGAAAAAAGCACGGAUGGAAUUGAAGUGGAUCCUUCAAAAUUUCAGUUGGACGUUGGUGAAGUCAGGAAUUGGCAACCUAUUGAUGAGAGAAAACAAGGAUUGUUGGGAUGUUCGAGAGAUGUGGCACAGAUGGUGGUGGAAAAGAUGUAUGAUAUUCCAGUUAGCCGUGCCUGGGUUCAGGAAGAGGAAAGAGGUGAAGCCAUUCUUCAAAGUGAUGAUAACAAGAAUAGGAAACAGAUUGAUACUUAUGGAGAAAAGGAGGAAGUUUCUCUUGUGAACCAGGUUUGUCUUUGUUGGUUUUGAAGUGUGAUGUUUUUUCGCGAAUCCAUCGUAACUGCAAACAGUAGUUAUUAUAAAUUGAUUAUCGCCUUCUUCAUGGGUUAGGUUAUAGUGACUUCCCUGCCCUUUGCCACGGUCUCUGUAUGGAAAAUAUGUAGCAACUGCCAGAUCGUUUUCUAGCUCGUUUUCCAAUGCUGGUUAAAAAUUUAAACCGGGGCUUUUAUACUUGUAAGUUUAGUUCCGAGAGUAGAAUGAUACUACUAUCAACCAUUUAGUUAUAUUUCCAUGAUUGUACCCAUCUACACGUAAGCUUAGCCUUUGGGUUAGUAGUGCGUGUGCAAACCAAAAUGAGUUUAGCCAUAUCUUUAUUUAUACUUUUAAGUGUUAAUUAGGCCUUGAGCAUAGCUUUCCCUUAUUUUGUUGUUGGUUUUAAUCACAAUUUCGCGAAUCUUUUUUUUUCAGGCCUCUUUACGCAACUGCAUAAAUUGCGUUCACUGCGACGAUCAUUUCUUCAUUUUCAUUUUAAUUUCGCUAUUGUUUUCUUUUUUUAUGAGAGAAGCAAAGUCAAGGGGCCGGGAGGACUCAAUCAAACACCAUUUUCUUAUAUGUUCUUAAACUCACUGUUCCUCAAAAGAUGCAAGAGCGUAUUAAUGUUUUGGAUGCCUCAUGCCUCCAAUAUUCGUGCCUCAAUGUUUGAGCUUAUUAAGCAUUUUCUGUCAUCAAAAACAACUUUAAAUGGCUGAAUAAUCAAAUCGGAGGGUGAAGAGGAAUAAUUAGGUGUUCAUUAUGCCAUUAUACCAGCUCGAAAAUUUUCCUUGUUCCAUUAUUCCAGAAAAAAAAAGAACAAAUUAUUCCGUAGAAAACAUCUGGUUAUUCCAUUAUUCCGCGCCACAAAAUGGCAUUAUUCCAUUCUUACAACAAAAAAAUGCCGUUAUUCUUACGCCAUUAUUCCUCUUCACCCCCAAAAGUCGAAGCAACCGUGUUAAGUCUUUCAGAAUCAGAAUCAACAGUUAUUUUUUUCAUACUCUGCUACAGGUUGGUGAUCCAAACGAAGACAGUGUUAGUGAACCCACAUUAACAGGACCUGAUCAUGAGUUAGUGGUUGAUACUACUUCACCUCCAGAGGAGGUCAAGGAACGAGCUGAAAAUUUGAUAAAGUACAUGAAAGGUGAUGAUGUUAAGCCUGAAGAAUCUGUUGUCAGUAUUGAACUGUGGGAUUUUGCUGGACAACACCUGUAUUAUGCAUCCCAUCCUGUAUUUUUAUCAUCACGUGCGCUGUACAUCUUAGUGUGUAACCUCAGCAAGUCACUGUAUGACACAGCCAAGCCCUGUGUGAGGCAAGGGUCUUGUGAUGUUGAUUUGGAAAACCCAAAUGGAGAAACAAAUCUUGAGAACUUGUUGUCUUGGCUGUCCACAGUGCAUAGCGUCGCGCAAAUGAGAAGAAAAACCUGUGAUGACGUAGAAAAAGAGGUGUCUCAUUUGCGCCCCCCAGUGAUCAUUGUAGGAACCCAUGCAGACAAACCAUUUGAAGACAUUGCAACAAUGAAAAAAGAAAUCCAGAACGCAAUUGCUGGUAAGGACUAUGAAGGGCAUGUCGUGCGGCCUAUCUUCAGCAUUGACAACACUGCAAAAUUAACUCAAAGAUGGAUCAAGACAAUGGUUUUCGGGAAAGAUGAAAACAUUGAUGAGAUCCAAGCUUUGCAAAUCAAAAUUAUGGAAGUGCUAAGACAGGAGCCUUACAUUGGGGAAAGGAGACCUGUGAGGUAA